This is a messenger RNA of Phyllopteryx taeniolatus (common seadragon), 23825 nucleotides long. RefSeq lists its product as uncharacterized. The record is from RefSeq and is a predicted model, not a curated record. Lineage: Eukaryota; Metazoa; Chordata; Actinopteri; Syngnathiformes; Syngnathidae. The transcript has 2 exons. Gene Ontology annotation, molecular function: zinc ion binding; nucleic acid binding. Bases 4496 to 6640 code for a protein of 714 amino acids.
GUAUGCUAGAUGUCAGAAAAUAAGUGCAGGUCUUGGUAACAAAAUGGAAUUGGAUCUAAUCAGCCCCAGGCUAAUGUGUUUGAUGUGGACCCUCACAGUAGAGCGAGCCACAUCUUGAAGGGGAGAGCAGUAGACAACACAGUCAGGAUGUUAUGGUCUUUUUGCUGUAUAACAAUCACAGUAAAGGAAAACGAUUUUCAUAUGUUGGUUGACAUUAUGAAAACUGCUUACUAAUUCGAACUUUUUUUUUUUUUAGACUGUCUUUAACGUCUACUCAAGCAGCAAAAAUGUUCACUUUUUUUUUUUUGUAUAAAUUAUCCUGCUGAGUACUUGCAUCUGUGAUGCAUUCCUACAGUGUAACUUGGAAAAACAAUAUUUUACUCAGGAGCUAAAUCUUGAUACGCUGCCUGGAUUUAACGGACCCUUUAUAUGAUUGUACAUGAUGAUGCUGUGGAUGAGAUGUUCUUUCUAUCCCAUAAGGGAAAGGGGAUCAAACACAAGAGCGAACAAGGGCGACAGGUAGCAUCGCAAUUCGUACGUAAUAUCCGCCCACACAUACCGAGUUUUCCAACCAGUGUGGGAUGAUCUCUGAUGCUAUGAAACUGUAUCGUGUGUCAAUCAGGUACUGAAUGGUCAAAUACCACCGAAAUAUUUGAAUUUUUUUGUUUUUAUAAUAAAGCCUUGCAAAGACUUCUAAAAGAGGAGCACAUUUUCAUUUUAAAAGCAUGAUGCACAAUACUGUAUAUCGAGUUGGGAAUAUUAUUUCAUGUGAUACUUUCACGUGGGGCCUUCAUGGUUUAUUGAUACACGUACAACUUUACAGUGUUAAGUUUAUUAGACGAUCCAUAUCAUGAAAUGAAACAAAAGCUCUAUUUCAAUGAUGACAAUAAAGUCUUUAUUUAAUACAAUUACCUGAUAUAUUAAAUGCAUUUCCUUUUUAGACUUUGUUUUAGGGGAUGUUUACACAGUAUAGAAAGCUAAAAAAAAAAAAAAAAAAAAAGUACAAGUUUUCAAAAACUAUGGUGUUACUGUUUUCACUUGCUAAACCUGAUCUUUAAUCCGGGCGAGCAUCACUGUCCAAAAAGUUAAUUGUGCUCCACUUCAAAUACUGUAAUGAUACUGAUUCAAGCACUGAAAAGCAAAUGACAGCUUUUCUAACGUUAAAAUGUCUGUGCAGAGUAACGGCUUUCUCAUCACAUGUAUUAUUAAAUGGUGCAAUUUUCAUUGCCUUUAUGUAAAUAAAAGAAGAGCACCUUGACCUUGGGGCAGGAUCUCAUCCCCGACCUGGAGAGGGCACUGAGGACCAUGGUCUCACAUUUGGAGGUGCUGAUUUUCAUCCCAGCCGCUUCACACUCUGCUGCAAACCGCAAAUGUUCCAUUAGUUCAUGACAGUAAUGGUUUUUGACCCAAAUUCUUCCCCUACGACAUCAAAAAUGGUCAAUAUCCACAGUAAAUUAGCAUACGAUCGCCAGCUGAAAUGAUGAUUAUCCAGUGACUUUGCGUUACUUUGAGUAACUACGACGCUCGCGGCAAGACCCAGCAGCCUACGAAGCUUAGCAUCUCAAGCCGACAGAGGAGCAAGCGGGGGCGGUUUGGCCGCAUCUGGACGUGCGGUUGUCGCGAUGGGCUAACAGCUAAGGUAACAGCAGCUAACCCCUGCAAAUGCCACUCUACCUCUAGCUUCCUUUCCAACGUUCGCUCACCGGAUAAUACAUUUUAUCUUCUACAAGUGGAAUUAACAUCAAAACACACAACAGCCCUUCGUUCAGCGGGGGAAUGCGCGAGCAUGCAAUCCACCAAUAAUUUUGGUUGUCGUUAUUGGCUUGGAGAAAAAACCGUUAUCGUGCAUCCCUAGUUUUCGGCCAUUUUUUCAGACGGUAGAACAGAUUAUUUGUGUUACCGUGCGGGGCAGUCAACUCUGCUGGACUUGUUUAGCAUCACUUGCUCUGAAUCGAAACGUCCAGAAAACGGAUGUUGAUCCCUUUUCGAGGCACUAGCUCCUCAUCUCCAAUUUUUGCCGCACUUUCUUCUCCUGGCAUGACUCGCUCUUGUCAUUCCACCAAUUGACUGGGGCGCCCGCUUGUGAUUAAGCCAGAUUCAUGAAGCCUGAACCAUGCUUUCGAAACCCAGAUGGUUUGCUGACUACUGGUUAAUAAUAAAGUGCUUCAUAAGCCGCAUUUUAAAUUGUAAAACUCGCUGAUUAAUUUAAUUGUGGCAGCCAAAAUCGUGAUCACGAUUAAAACUCGAUUGACUGUGCCCUGGGUUAGCGUACACACAUGUAAGAUUUCGUUACAAUGUGCCAUCCCCAACUACUGGCCUGGCAUGUGUUACAGUAUUUUUAGUCGUUUAUGCAGGGCUGUGUGAGCAAGGAAAGUGUUGACAAUGUCGUUUGUGCAUUUAAAAAAAGCAGAGAAAAGACCCCUUUAUGUUGUUGUCACGUAAACAAACCAUCAAAUUGUACUCGAAUGCAAUCCCAUCAAUUGUUAUUAUUGUAACUAAUAAAAACUAGUUUAAUUCAUGUUUUUUUUUUCAAGAUGAAUACAUCAGGCAGACUAUACUUCCUGUUUAACCGGAAGCAUUGCAAUAGUAGCAGUAGUGUUUUUUUAGUAGGAAGUGUGGCAUUGCUCUUCACUUCUGCAUUAAAGUUUCUGUUGAACUUUGUCAAUGGCCAAAAGAAUCUGGGGAAAAAAGGUGCUUGUCAGGCUGUAGUUUAUCCCCUUUUUGACAUCUGUUUUUUUUACUAGAACCAGGAAACCAAACUGCAGCAGACAGUGUCAAACAGUGAUAUGCACUCAGGUCUACCCCAUACAUGGGGCCAGCCGUGAUUGAGUCAAGAGCUGGUCUAGCCUGCCUGGAAAUAUGAUCUCCGUUACUCAGUGCAAGUCUCUCCCAAACUUACCCUUAUGCAGAUCAUACACAUAAGCACACAUGCAUUUACUCACAGCCCACAUUUCCCAUCUAAAUCAAAGACAGAUUUUUAUCACAGUGUUUCAGCUGUAUUUUACAGUUUAAAAAAAAAAAAAAAAAAAAAAACCAUGGGGGCAUGCAGGGGCAAUUUGCGCAAAUCAGACUUCUUUGUUUUGCUGUUAUUUCUCCUGAUUUCUUAGUCAAUUAUCCAUCCAUCCAUUUUCUGAGCCGCUUCUCCUCACUAGGGUCGCGGGCGUGCUGGAGCCUAUCCCAGCUGUCAUCGGGCAGGAGGCGGGGUACACCCUGAACUGGUUGCCAGCCAAUCGCAGGGCACAUCGGAACAAACAACCAUUCGCACUCACAGUCAUGCCUAUGGGCAAUUUAGAGUCUCCAAUUAAUGCAUGUUUUUGGGAUGCAUUGUGCCCGGAGAAAACCCACGCAGGCACGGGGAGAACAUGCAAACUCCACACAGGUGGGGCCGGGGAUUGAACCCCGCACCUCAGAACUGUGAGGCUGACGCUCUAACCAGUCGGCCACCGUGCCGCCCUUAGUCAAUUAAUCAAGCUUUAUUUAUAUAUCACUUUUCAUACAUACAUUGCAGUCCAAAGUGUUAUACAUUAAUUCAAAUUAACCAGCCUGACCACUUGUCCACAAGGACACAGACACGCACACAUACAAGUGACUUAAAACAUACACGCUCACACACAUACUCGUAAAAACACAAUACCGAAAUGAACUAAGAAACCUGAUGUUGAAUAUGAUGUUGGCCACACAGUAGAAGCAGAUUUAAAUUGCGUUGUUGACUUACUAAUGUGCUUGUAGGGAAGAUAAGUCCAAUAAAACAUGACAAAUUGUUUCAAAUGAUUGGAGUAUUAAAUAAUAAAACUUGGCUGCCGAGGCUGACUUCAGGUUCUCAAUUUAUCAAAGCUGUGAAAAUUAUGCUGAUGCAAUUCUUUAUUGCUAUGUAAGCCUUUAAGGUGACAUAAACCUGUUUCAAUAUGGAAAAACUAAUUUAGAUGAUGUGGGGUGAUGUCAUAAUAUAGAGCAGCCGCACGUUUGGGGUUUAUUGCACACUUUCGAAAAUUCUUAGGGAAGAUGCUGAAAGGUACGGCACAAGAAUCAGCGAGCGAUAAGUACAACUUGGUACGUAACCUCCAUAAAAAGACUAAUUGGCAUUCAUAAUAUGUUCUGCUUUACUAUAGCUGACAUGGUUUGUAUUGGAAUUACCUACUUGUGAAAUGGGAAGAUACAGAAUGGUUUUUCAUCUUUUUUUAUUCUUCUGUUGUUUUUACUUUCUCGAGGAACAAGGAUGCUGCUAAAAGUCAAGCAGCAGUGUGAUAAUGCCAAAAUAUCACCACAUUUAAAACUCAAAUCAAGAUCUGGAAUGAAUUCUACACUUACAGGGACAAGACAGCGCUUUGAAGAAGGUGCCAAAGGACUAUACUGAUUGUUGGCAGUCUGGAUUGCCAUCUGGGUUAACUCAUUCACUGCCAGUCCUCCGCGUUAACAUGGAUAUUUGAAUUCAACAGCCGUCAAUGGCAGUUAUAUAAUAAUGUACUGUAAGCUACAGUAGAUCCACAUAAACAAAAUGUCACACCCAGCAAAAGGAGGAGACCGCUCUCCAGUAAUCUCAGAGUCUCCAAGAUCCAGUGAGCUUUCAAACUCAAGUACUGCCUCCAGCAGAAGAGUUGAUGGAGAAGCUCAGCAGGAACAACUCAACAAAUGGGAGAGCAACUAUAAACUUCGAGAGGCAAUGUUAUUGUCAGAAAUGAACCAGAAAGAAGUAGAAUGGAAACUUAAAGAGGCAAUGUUGUUGUCAGAAUUGAAGCAGAAGGAAUGGAAACUUAGAGAGGCAGCACUGCUGUUGGAAAUUAAGCAUAAAGAGGUUGAGAUGAAGCUCGGACUUGAAGAGAAACGAACUAAAUUGCAACAGUUACAAGCAGAAAAGGAAAACAAGAAUCAUCCAAUACUUGCGAAGACAUGCGACAGUUGCAAAAGUCUUAACUAUUAUGUGGAUGAAAUUGAGGUUAACGCUACAGAAAAAGAAACUAAAGGUAUUACAACAACAAACUCAGAUGUAACAGCAGUCCUUCCUCAACCAGGAUCUCCAGAAAUUUCCGUAGCUCAGGAGCCUUUUGGUCUGGCUCAAGCAAGCUCAAUAUGCAUGAAUAUUCCACAAGCUCCACAGCCACCAACGUUCAGUCGUAAACCCCUGAAAUGUAUUGACCGGAAAACGUCUUCCAUGUCUUCUAUUGACAGAAAAUCCCUACCGACAACGAAGAUGGUGACACUGAAAAACUGUCCUGUUGGUGAUGCACGCCAAGCUGUGGAAGGUUUCCUCCACAGCGAUAGAAAAAAGUCACGCAAAGACGUUUUAGCAGUACUCCAAGAAAGAACUUAUAGCCCCUCUCUACUGGAAAGGGUGUUCAGAGAAAAGCUGAUGAGAUGGCCCAAGAUCAAAGAUAAUGAUCCGCUGGCACUAAAAGCAUUUGUAGACUUCUUGAAAAGCUGCAGUGGAGCAGUUAAACAUGGUGAAGAACUCGACUUUUUGAACAGUUGCGAGGAAAACUUUAAGUUACUUGAAAAAAUGCCUCAAUGGAUUACCCAAAAGUGGAGUCAAAUUGUUGUUGAUGAACUUGAAACCAGUGGGGAAUAUCCUGAUUUUGCUUGUUUCACAGAGUUUCUGAAAACAGAAUCACAGACUCUCUGCAGUCAUAUCGCCUCACCACCCAUUAUGACCAACAAAUCCUGGGACCAUCGAUCACUAAAGCAAAAGAGGAGUACACUACCAACGAAUACCACACCCCAACUAGUGUCCAGCAGCAAAAUGAUGUUCUGCUUAUUUUGCAAAAAGGAAGGUCAUGACAUCACUAGAUGCCCCAUCUUUGCAGCAAAGACUCUCGAGUGUAAGAAAACAUUCAUACAUGCCAAUCGUCUGUGUUUUGGAUGUCUAAAGAAGGGGCACUUCAUCAAAGAAUGUAAACGAAGACACAUUUGUAGCACAUGUCACCGUCGUCAUCCCACUAGCCUGCAUACAAACACGAUUAAAAGACCUGCAAAUAUUGCAAACAAUGACUUUACUCCAAUAGUAGACCACAGAAAAGCAGGGGUCAACAAAGUUCUAUUUCACUCAUCAGCAAAACGUUCUUCUGCUACAUCAAGUAUUGUUCCAGUUUUUGUCUCAUCAAUUGUGGAGCCAGAUAAGGAAGUACUUACCUAUGCAAUAUUAGAUGCACAGAGCAGUUCAACAUUCAUCUUGGAAGAUGUGCUUGAUAAAUUGAAUGUGGGUAUCCAAUCAGUUAAACUAAAACUGAGCACUAUGACUGCAACUGACACAAUAAUAGCAAGCAAGAAUGUUCAAGAUUUACAAGUAAAAGGACUAAACUUGGAUUGUCAAAUUCAGAUUAAGCAAGCCUACGCCCGUGACUUCAUCCCAAUGAAUAAGGGUCAGAUUCCUACCAGUCAGACCGCACUACAAUGGCCACAUCUGGAACACUUAGCUGACAAAUUACCACCAUUUCAAGACUGUAAUGUGGGACUUUUGAUAGGAUAUGACUGUCCGUCAGCACUAGCACCUCUAGAAGUCAUUGUUGGCACUACAAAUGAGGCCUUUGCACAGCGGACACAACUUGGUUGGAGCAUCGUAGGCCCAUCAAACCCCAACUUUGACUGGGAAAGAACCAAAUCUGACCCCUCAUCGUUAAUACAACCGUCUGAAGGCAAUCAUAUGUGAAAUUUAAAUAAACUUAAAUAACUUUGCAUUUUUUCAUUAUUUUAACAAAUGGACAUCCGUGACAUACUGGAUCUGCUGCUCAGAUGAUGGCCAACAAAUCCAAGUAAAACAGUCGCUUCUAAAGACAAAGCAAUGUUAUCAUCCUUUACAUACUAGUGGUUAAGAAAAGGUCAAAUGUAAUCUUCACAUUUGGAAUACAUAUGGGUAAUUUCAACUAUGUUGUGUCUUUGACUUAACUGAAUGAAUUUUGAUACAUAUCUGUAAACAAAAAAAAGUCAAUUUCAUGAUUAUUUUAACUUCGCAUAAUGCAAAUACCCAUAGUUCGCUCUUGUGUUCUGUCAACAGUUUAUCAACUAUAGAGAGUAAAACCAUGUCAUCUGUCAUGAGCCAUCCUGCAGUACUACAGUUCAUCAUAACCUCUCAGCCUGCGCCUGCUCUUUGGUCCAGUCUCCAUCUGAUCAUGACAGAAUACUCUGGCCACAAAUGGACCCAGCAAUCCCGGAGGCACUAAAACAUGCACUCACCCUCCAAGGCGCCCACAUAGGCCGAUAAGAAAAAGCUCUUCAAUAAAUAAUCUCUACACACCCACACGCAACGAGUCUCCCUCCUUUCUUCGAAGAUGCAAUCCGACCACUGCCCAGUAAGUACUACUUCCGAGCCCGCAGCCUCCCAGCCACCCCACCUCCCGUACAAAGAACCUCAUAUCCCUCCGCCCGAACCCUACUCCGGGGACCUAGGUACAUGUAGCCAAUUUCUCCUCAAUUGCUUCCUAGUUUUCAAGUGCGCAAUAUCACUCCCACCGUGAGCAACGCGCCGUCAGCAUCUCACCCGCCCUCUGCACCACCUACUGCCCCUUCGGCACCCCCCACCUGAGGAGCCCAUGCAAAUUGGUAGCACACGUCUAGAUCCCCAGGAACGUCAGCGUCGCAUCGUCCAGCGGCUGUACAUUUAUUGCGGUCAAUCAGGUCAUUUCAUCGUCACAUGCCCCUUGCAGACCAGGCUCGCCACGAGCAGAAAGCGCCGUGGUGAGGCAGACCACCAUUUCCUCUAGCUCUCUCCCCCGUAUGACCGUUCCUGCUUGCAUCCUAGGUUCCACUCACAACACACCCAUAGUUGCCCUUACAGAUUCCGGUACAGACGAUAAUUUUAUUCACGAAGGUAUAGCACAUCAGCUCCAACUCCCUCUCCAACCACACUCGUCUCCCAAAAAGGUCACAGCCCGGGAUGGCCAAGUCAUAUCCCCUGUUACCCACCAAACAUUGCCACUCACCUUGCUUAUUUCUGGCAAUCACCACAGAAAUAUUUCCCUUUUCGUUAUCCCUUCCCCUGAGACACCAUUAGUCCUCGUAAUUCCCUGGCUUAAACAACAUAACCGCGUCAUAGACUGGACAUGCUUAUCCAUCACUGGAUGGAGCCCUCAAUGCCAUUCACACUGCCUGCUCUCUGCUAUACCGCCCUCUGGAAACCCACCACUAUCUGCCACACCAGUUGACCUCUCUCGAGUCCCCAAAGAAUAUCAUGAUCUCACUCCGGUGUUCAGUAAAGACCUGACGUUCUCCGUGACAUGUUAAACCGGCUUGUUUUUUGUGUACUUGGACAACAUCCUCAUUCUCUCUCGAUCCCCUGAAGAACACCGCAGUCAUGUACGCCAAGUCCUCCAGCACCUCCUUGAAAACCACCUGUAUGUCAAAGCCGAAAAAUGCGAAUUCCACCUUUCCUUCGUGCAUUUUAUAGGCUACGUCAUUGCCAAAGGACAGUUGCAUCCCUGUGCCUUUUUCUCCCGUCACGCAACAGUAAAUCCCGCAUGUUCUCACCCCCCUCCAGCCCUGCAGAACACGAGACUAUCCUCCUUUCCUACUGCUUCGUUGGUGCUGCCUCAUGGAAAAUAGAACGAAUUGUCAAACACACUCAACAGACUCACCUUGACCCCAAGACCGGACCUCCGAACCGUCUUUUUGUACCCGAUUCCGCACGCUCUGACGUCCUUCAGUGAGCCCACAAUUCCAAGCUCACGUGUCAUCCCGGUAUCACCUGAACAAUCCAAUCAUCCAUCCAUCCAUUUUCUGAGCCGCUUCUCCUCACUAGGGUCGCGGGCGUGCUGGAGCCUAUCCCAGCUGUCAUCGGGCAGGAGGCGGGGUACACCCUGAACUGGUUGCCAGCCAAUUGCAGGGCACAUAGGAACAAACAACCAUCCACACUCACAGUCAUGCCUACGGGCAAUUUAGAGUCUCCAAUUCAUGCAUGUUUUUGGGAUGUGGGAGGAAACCGGAGUGCCCGGAGAAAACCCACGCAGGCACGGGGAGAACAUGCAAACUCCACACAGGCGGGGCCGGGGAUUGAACCCGGGUCCUCAGAACUGUGAGGCUGACGCUCUAACCAGUCGGCCACCGUGCCGCCUACAAUCCAAUCAAUUCAACAACAUUUCUGGUGACCCAGCCUGGUCAAAGACACCCGGGAAUUCGUUCCAAGCCUGCUCCGUCUGCGCCCGUGGGAAGGCAUCACACCUGCCUCCAGCUGGUCUGUUGCGCCCCUUACCCAUCCCGAGCCGCCCCUGCUCCCACAUCGCUUUAGACUUCAUCACCAGUCUGAGCCCUUCUGAAGGUAACACCAUCAUGUUCACUGUUGUCGAUCGUUUUUCUAAAUAUGUCCAUUACAUAGCACUUCCCAAGUUACCCUCUGCUUUUGAAACUGCUAACCUUGUUCAUAAUGUUUUCAAACUCCACGGUAUUCCUAUCGACAUUGUCUCGGACCGAGGCCCCCAGUUCUACUCCCUGGUCUGGAAAGAAUUUUGUAAAGCAGUGGGCGCAGCAGCCAGCUUGUCUUCAGGGUACAAACGACAGACCAACGGCCAGACGGAGCGGGCGAAUCAAUCCCUUUAGUCAGCCCAGAGCUCAUUCCUUCCAUGGGUCGAAUACGCCCACAACUCCCUCACCAGUUCCGCCACCAGCCUGCUACGGGUUCCAGCUUCCGUUGUUUAAGGAACAGGAGCAUGCGGUGGCGGUUCCCAUGGUGAGGGAUCACCUGAGAAGGGUCAAGUCUGUGUGGAAGGUUUUCAGGGCGGCCUUAGUCCGAUCGGCGGAGAGGAAUAAACGGCUUGCGGAUCUUCGUUGUUCCCCUGCACCUGAGUACAAGGUGGGUCAGUCCGUUGGGCUUUCCUUCCGUGAGCUCCCCCUCCAAACAGAAUCCCGCAAACUCACUCCACGCUUUAUCGGUCCGUUUCCCAUCACGAAAAUAAUCAAUCCCACGUCAGUUCAACUCCAACUCCCGCAGUCUUUUAAAAUUCAUCCGACCUUCCACAUCUGAUUGCUUAAGUCUGUCUGCACCUGCGCCCGUGAGGCAUCCGUUGAGAGUGGGGUACUGUCAUGAGCCAUCCUGCAGUACUACGGUUGGAGCCUGACUGGCGCUUCACGCAUCUCGCCCUUUCUUUGUCCUCUCCCCUCUCUCUCUUUCCAGCACCUUCCUCUGCAUCGCACCUGUCACUAAUCAGCCCUCGUUACCACCUGCAUAAAAGCCUGACCAAAUCCCAGAAACUCUCGCCAGAGUAUUGCAGCUUCUACAGUGCGUAUCCUCCGUGUCCCUCGUCAAGUGGAUCUCUGCCACCUCGCCGUCAAACUAGCCACCCGUUCUCGUCACUGCCUGCCACAUAUUCUCUGCCUCAACAACCCACCAGCGCAUCCCAAGGACCAUCCCCAUUUCCCUUUCAAUAAACUGUUCAUCACAACCUCUCAGCCUCCACCUGCUCUUGGGUACAGUAUCCAUCCGAUCGGGACAUCAUCAUCAUGUCAUUUCUCCAUUAGUCGUCGGAACUGUCCAUCAGAUGUCCACUGCUUCCUUCCUUUGCAUCCAGAAAAGAGACAGUGAAUACAAAUACUUUUUUUAUACAAACUCAAUUGCCAACCACCUUCGAUAUUCUAUCGAGUUAAUCAUUGACAGUAAACCAAGUGUGAUGGAUGAGCACGAGUACCAAAGGUUUUGAUGAUAAUGAUGAUGAUGAUGAUGAUGAUUUAGGAAUCAAUGUCUUUAUUUAAUAGUCACAAUAGGGGUAGUCUUUUUGAGUUUCAUAUAAGAUUUAUGUUUUUCAAAAACGGAUGACAUUGUAGUAGAAAGUCAUCAUAUGAUCAUCCAGUAGUAACAUUAUUGAUAUGUUGUAAGGGAGUUAGUCUUGCAUUCCUAAUAUGACUAAACUUUUUUCCCCACUUUUCAGAAAGUGCAAUUUCCUUGAAAAUGUCUGAGUCAUAGAUCAAGGGGGACAGUACCCUUCAGGUUUGGGCAUGAGUCUAGUUAAAUGGUGACCUGAGCUUUCUUAUGCAAACUGUUUCAGCGUUCAAAGGCUGUUGAGUGCCCUUUCCUCCUUUGUCAGGCUUUCACAAGGAUGUAUCAAGUAUUGGCUGGGAAGGCAUGACACUACAACUUUAAAGUCACCUACUGUAUGUGAGUGAAGGGCCACCAUAUUAUGUGUAUAUUCAUUUAUAGAAUUUUGUGUUCUCAGCAUGUCAUUCCGCAUGCAUCUGUUUGUGUACGUGUUGCUCUGGUGUCCCAGCAAUCGUAUGCGCGUGCGCUUUUUUCUGUGCUUUAACUCUGGGACUCUGAACUCUCGAGAGGCUUGCCAGCCAGUCAGCUGAGAGAGCAAAACAAGAUGUGUUAUAAUUGAAACAAACACACGGGGGGUAAACAAGGGAGAUUACUACAGAACAGGAGUGAGACGGUAAAUGUAGAAAUGCUGGACUUUGUAUUGUCGCUUUGAAGCUGGUUCCAGAUGUUUGAGCAUUGCAAAUAUCAUAUCUAACAUUAAAAGCAGACACAAGCCAGUUUAGACUAACAUUUAGUCAAACACAGGCGUAUUGCUGCUUAAUAAGAUUAAUUCGCCAACUCUUGUAAGUAUUUACUUAAUUUCAGAUUGUGGGAUUUUUUUUUCUUGUGAAUAACACACUUAAUACAGCCCAUGCCUCCAGGGGUUACCGUACCGCACAGAUGGUAAGAUUAAAUCCUUUGCAUUUACCGUGGAACAAUAUGGACGCCAGACUUAAAACUUGCCAUUAAGCGAUUAUACGAACAGUCUGGGGAUUAACUCUAUUGAUUAUGUGUCUAUUUUUCGAGGCUGACCAGUGACUGACAAAUUAUCUAAAUGCCCUUGCUCCCCAAAAGACAGAGUUUACCUGAUGAUGUUGUCAUCCGGAAAAGUGCAAACAGCAACGGCACUGACCGACCUGAAAACUCUUUGAACUGGAGAUGAAUUGCAAGUCUAUCAGCAGCUGUUCAGGUUGACCUUACCCCGCAAAAAUCAAUCUGCUUAAACAUAGUCCAAUAGCUGGGGUGUUAAAACAGGACAGAACGUGUGUUUUUUACAUGUAGGUUGUGAUGCAAAGAAAAUGGGAUCUUUCCCAAAAACGGUUUGACGUAACAGUGGUAAACCUUUCAAAAGUUCCCCUCAUUUAAGUUCACUAAGUUGAACCCAUGGACUCUUCUUCAGGAGAAAACGCUCUGACCAACUCACGACUUGUGUCAUCGUGUUCUUUUCAAUGAUUAAAAGAUGUUCACUUGUUCACCUCUUAUUCACAUCCAUUUAUGUGUACAGUCCAACGGAGAACUGUAGUGGAUCAUCAGGAAAGCAGUUACGGUUCAGGGCACCACUUGUGUGCCAUGUUGCUUCAUCCAUCUGGGCAUUGAUCUGGAUACACUGACUGACAGGUUGCCCGGCAUUUGGCAACACUGUCCAUCUCAAGUCUCACAUUGUUGUCUUCCUGUCUGCCAUAUUGUGCGUUUCUGCCCGCCUGUUGCCGCAGAGCAUGCAAACGUGAGGGGAGGUAUGUGUCGGUUAUCUCCUGGAAAGAACGGUGCCCUUGUUGCUUCAUAUAGCCCGGCUCUAGUGACCGGCCAUUGAUAAGGCUAAUGUCUACCGAUAGCUACCGCGCUUUCAAGUCCCGUCACAAAACAGCCGGCUCCCUUUUAUGUUGUUUUCCCAAGCCAAGGACAGAACGGCCUCCCUGCGGGACCGGGCUGGCUAAUCAGUAAUCACUAACUUGCUGAGCCCAGCAUUCCCCUUCAGAUGGUCUGCCGUUUUGCCUCUUUCUCCAUAUUAUUUCUUUUGCUUCUUGUUCAACUUUCUCUCAUCCUCCUCCUUCCUUUGUUUUCUUUUUACCCGUCUCUCUUUCUUCUCAUUCUCAAGCUUCCCUGAUGCUCUUCAAUUAUUCUUAAACCCCGACCCCCCACCCUCCAUGCCCCUCCCUCGUUCUCUCUUGUUACUUUGCUCAUCUUCGCACCCAUCUUUCUUACUGGCCACAGAACAAAAUGCUGUCUCCUUAGCCUGCUAAUGAAUCAAGAUACAGAGGGGGGGGUGGCCAUAACUGUGCCACUGACACAUGGUGUUAUAUUAAAACAUUAGUACCACUAUAUGACUUUAUUUAGGACUUGCCAAAGAAAAUUGAUUAGGUAAAAGACAUGGGACAAAAGGGGGAAUCAUCCCCAGCCACCCCGACUGGGCUUCUCCUCUCUGGGCCAACUGCAGCGGCUCCUCUCCAAACUUGUGCUGCGAAAUCAUCUGGCCACGCUUCACCUCUUGUUCAAGGACACCCCCUGCCUCUUGGUUCAGUUCCGUCUAUAUAGUGAAAGUCAUUCACCUUUCUGGCCUAUAACAUGCAGACAUGAAUUUCUAUGUUGACAAAGUGAGUGUAUUUGUAGUUGAUAGAAAAGGUGCGAUACCAUCCCACCAUAAUUACUGUGAGCAGCUUGGUAGGCGAGUCUCUUCAUUUUUGAAUUUUUUUUUGAAGGGAGAAAGACCAUAGUAGCUUAGCAUCAUUGAGUGCGCAUGUAGAUUUGUGGCAUUUAAAAAAACCUCACUGUCCUUUUCUUUGAAUGGACCUUUUUCAUUUUAAUUGUCAAGUCAUUAUAAGCAUUAACAGUUAACUUGAGCUCUAAAGUAAGAAUAUUAGCUGUUUGUGUUGAUUGGAGCCGGAUGCAUGACAUGUGUCCCUUCACCAUUCAGGGUUUGCAUGUCACCCCCAAGCCCCUCCCCCCCUUCCUUGCUGAACCCUCAAACUAGUUUGCCAGCUGGACGACAUGCAUUGUGGAUAGAGGAAGUGACCUCAAUGAAGAGGAACAUUGUAUCAGCCCCAUCAAAGACAUCCUUCAUACAGUAUUGUCAUCCACCAACAUGACUUGGAGUUAAGGGUUGGCCAGUGAAGAGUGCGUCGCCAGGCUGCUGUAUUUCCAUUAUGGCAUAUGAUUUGAAGAGCACUAUAUUUGAAAUUGUGACAAUCAACUGUUGAAUAGUCUUGCUUUGCAUGGAUUCCUGUAUUGUAUUCGAGAGUAGAGUAAUCGGUAAAAUGGAAAAUUAGGAGACAGCUGGCAUAUUCCUUCAAACUAUUAAAAGACAAUUUAAGUCUCCUAAUUAGUCUCAGAGAUUUGAGGGUGUAUUUAAUCAAUGAUUUAAACAAAAACAUUCCUUUCCUUUUGUGUGUUUUUUUGUCCAAAGCAUUCCUGUUCGCAUGGAAAUGUUGAAAAAUGACAAACGCUUUAGUAUCUAUUUUAGGCCAGCCAUUGGCUACCGUGUCCUUUGGAAAGAGGCAUUACGUCCUCUUGUUUGUUUUUUGUUCUCCAAAACUAUCUUUUUAAUUCCUCCUCAUCAGCACAUACUGUAAAUACAUCUUCAGUGUACACUAAAUUAUUGUUUAUUUGGACACCUGAUGACCAAAUUACACUUCUCCCUUUAAUAAAGGUUAGCCCGUAUGUCUUUCUAAUUAGGCCUACACUGUAGUGUUUAUCAAGGCCAUCCUAAACAUCUGGGGGACAUGUAAAAACCUCAACCGGCAACAUUUGAUUUGCCGGGAAUUGAUAGCUCAAUUAACAGUAUAAAUAAAAACCUUCCCGUGCCCCUUCUCACUCCACAGUCUGCACUCGACUCACAUGAUACUUGCAGACACGAUAGCUGCCUGCCUGCCGUUGAAUUGUUGUGAGUCAACUACAGGCAGGAGACACAGAAGUUAAAGCCACCAUGAGGCCACACUAAGGGGAAAAAAACUGGAGAGACUAGAGGGGAGGGUGAGCUUCGAGGAAACAGUGUUCAAACUUUCAAUUUGAUUUCACUUUCACUUUACAGCAAAUCAAAAACAGCUACCUGAAGUCACUUAAGUGCCUUCAUGUUAUCUUGACUUAGUAUUGAAAUAUACGGCUUCUGGAAGUUUUUGCUUGUCCGAGAAACUCUCUCGUCACGAAACAUGGCAUGUCCUCUAUCUAGCCCUGACUUUUAAAUGGAACGACUGUGUGCACCUGCGAUUGGCUGGCAGCCAGUUCAGGGUGUACCCCGCCUCCUGCCCGAUGAUAGCCGGGAUUGGCUCCAGCGCUCCCGCGACCCUUGUGAGGAGAAGCGGCUCAGAAAAUGGAUGAAUGGAUGGACGACUGUGUGUGGAUGGAAUGAUUGGAUAUAUAGUCGCAGUGAGAAAUGCCCACCUUCUCCAUGCGAGCCUUUUCUGAGAUGGGAUGAGUCAAAUGUGAAAGUGUGCUGAACACUGACAAUUUCUCCUCUCGCAGAUAAGAUUGGUCUGUAUCCAUUCAACGCGUGUUUGUUAUAGUUCAGUCUUAUGUGGGAAAGGUUAUACUGCAGUUCUUGUAUUACUUUAACAAACAAAACACACACACUUAAGUGUGUGUUGUGCACUCUGAGUAAAACGAAGCAGUGAACUCAGUAGUUUUAUUCAUCUGUACAGUUUCCCUUACCAUCAUGCAAAAUCAUUGUCAUGUAAAUGAAAAACACAAGUUUCAUUUUCUUUAAUUUCAUACAAAAUAAGUCGCCAAGUAACUUCCCCACCUACAGUGUCGCCGAAAGCACCCUCUAAAAUGUUUCUCUUUGUAAUGUCCACAAUGUGAAAACAUUUUAAUACAGGAGCAGUAUAUUUUUGGAUGUAGUAUUGUUUCUCAACUAAAUCAUCCAUUAGGCCCAUUUAAAUGAAUUUAUAAUUUUUUGUUCGUCCCUAUUCAUUCUUACAUUUUUUGCUGUGGUUAAUGCACGAUUGUAUCUAACUUCAAAUGCCUCGACUUCAACUCAUCAUAGCCAGUGUCAAUGUUUGUUCGAUUUCAUCCUGUUUGACAGUCUGUGGUUCAUUUUCGAAAGCUCAGGAACACCGAAUCAGAGACAUGGACCUGGGUCCUUGUGGUAUCUUAUUUGUAAAUCACAAAGCGGCAAACAGGUUACAGUUUGCAUUAUAAUCCCGCUUUGGAAAACUAAACAUGGAGUUGUUAAAUCAGAAUAAAAUCCCAUUCUUGGCGUAUGAUGUAGAUUUACAACUUAUGGUACUUCUUGCAUGCAUGGCGUAUUUGUGGAGUAAGUGUGACUGAUAGCAGAGCAGCUGUUUCCUGGGGGCUGCACACACAUACUUUGUUACUGGACUGAGUCUUGCUGGUGGCCAUGCUGCACUGUGCCUGACCAGCUGCCUGCACUGAUCUGCUGGAACAUUUUGUACCAGCUGCUCCUAGAGGGCGCUAUUGAGACUAGCACUGCAGCUGCUGGAGGCCACAGAGGGAAUAAGAGCACAUCAUAGUCCAUCCGGCUCCUCAUUUCCACACUAUGAUAUGAAAUUCGUUUAAUCGUGUAAUUUUUAACGUUGUAAUGUUAAUCUCUACCAAGGACCUUGUCUUUGCUGGGAUAGUUUGCAGUGUUGGGCAAGCUACCGGGAAAAUGUAGUGAGCUGAGCUACAGGUUAUUCUACAUGAAAGAAGUUCAGAAAUGUUGCAAGCCAAGGUACAGUACAAUGAAAAAGAGGAGCGAAUUCAGUCGGGUGGAGCCUCUUUCAAUUGUGUAUUUGUAUUAUUUUUUUCAUUUGUAUUUUUGUGAUUGUAUCGUUUGGGUAUAAAUGAAUGCUUAAUUUUGUGUGAAGAUUAUAUAAUUGUUCUGUUAGGACUCGAUAAAGCAGAUGAAUUUGUUAAUAAAGUCAUGGCCGUAGGGAUUCACAAAAUGUACGCAUCUCUGCUGCAUUAUCAGACGAUUCAUAUAUUCCAAUCCUAUAUUUGUCAUGUAUAUGUAGAAAUGCAAGACCACAACACUUGCGAUGUCGUGUAAAAAGGUGUGAUGAGUCGCUGUGCUCAUGAUGCAGCAGAAAAGCAGCAAGCACCUGCGCUGAGUCAAAACGAGACUUGUCAGCUGUUGCGAAGCUGUAGCCUGCUGCUCACCACGCCUCAGCUUACCUUUUGUUUCACAUCCCUUUUGAUUCACCCCGAGGAAACAUCCUGUCUGCUGCCAUUCGGAUGCAUGUGUCCUUUGUAGCACUACAUGUACAGGUUAGACCCCCCUCCCUUUCAAUACUAGUCACAGCCAGAGUGGAAGUGUGACCCUCUACCAGUAAGGUGUGUAUUGCACGAGUGGCCUACCUCUAUGGAGUUGGUUAGUAAAUGUAUUGUGUCUGGAUCAGAGUUCACCAAAGCUGCGCUUAAUCCAACGUAUUGGCUUCUGUUAAUCAGUGAUUCCGCCUCGCUCCUUUCAUUUACAGUAAAUUGUGCAUGAAAGGUAGCGACGCGGAUUUCAAAGAUUCCUUCCGUCAUUCCAAACAUGGCAAUUAUCAACGAGUCACAUGGGAAUCAGUCGCCCUCUUGUCAUGCGGACUUAUUUCGCCUGACAACAGUUAAUUUUUAGUCAGAUUCCUUUGGGAGUGGAGGAGGAUUCUCCACAUGGACCUCAAACACAGUCUUUUUUUAAGUGCCUAAAUGAAUUAAAAGAGGCUAAUACUUCAAACCCAAGAUUGAAAAAGAAUGGAAUGUCUAUUCGUCUUGAGCUGUGAUUAUAAAGACACGUGAAUGAUGCAUCUCAUUUGUCCUACUGACGUUUCUCUGAAUAACCUGAAAAAUCGAUCGCCACUAGACUGUUAGGUGUGUCUUGGAAUUUAUAAGACAACCCAAACAGUCCAGUUCAAUUCAGCUGAGAAUAUUCAUCCAUAUCCAUCCAUGCAUUUCCUACACCGCUUAUCCUUACUAGGGUCGCAGGUAUGCUGGAGUCGAUCCCAGCUAACUGCGGGCAGGAGGCGGGGUACACCCGCCGUGUCGCCUGAGAAUAUUCAGAAGCCAAAAAUGAUAUGUGACACAGUAGAUAAGAUCAGGAAUAUAAACCAUUUUCAAAAUGAAAUGUACACAAACAAUAAUGGCAAACGAUUGUCAUUAACAUCACUAUAACACACCUUCUCACCUACAGUUUAAUGUAUCAUUCCCAGCCAUAUGAUACACGUGGAAAAAUGACUCGACCAGGCUUAGAAUAACUUCUGCGUUUGCUGUAUGUAUAUCCUGCUCAUCGGAUUGCUCUAUGCAUACUGUACAGGAAGGUGUGUUGCUAACAAUGAAAAUACAUUAUUUCGUGUUAAUAACAAUGGCAUUAGUAUAUUUAAAAUGUUGAUUUUAAUUGGUUUCCUCACAAUUCCCACAAAAUGAUCUCACGUAACUUUGAUGUUUUAUCUCUUUUGAUCAGGCCCACAGGUUUAUGAUCAAAUGCUUUCAAAUAUGGGAUAGUAUGAAGACCAAUUUUCUAUUGAGUUCAUGUAUUACUGUCGAUUUGUUUGAUGUAAAACCUUUGUCACUAAACGUUUUCUUCUGUCUGUUUUCCUGUAGAUAGCUCUGUAGGAUGAAUGGCGGAAGUUGAGAGAAAGCACGUGCAUGUAACGUGUGACUGCUAACAUUUCUAUACAUUGAGUGCUCGAUGUGUUCUGGCUCUCCAGCUCUGCUCUCGCUCUCUAUGGUUCCCCUUUUUGUUACCUCUGUGCAAACGUCCUUUCACAAUCAUGAAUGAGUGGUAUUUUAAAGUCUCGCUGCAGUAUCUGCUUUAUUCAUCAAAGUGACAUUCUUGAUCUAACGCUCAAGCCAGCAAACAUGAAGACAGUUCUAUACAGAUGAUUGUGUGUUUUGAAUUUGUAUGUCUUGUGGCUAAAUCAUUAAGAAUGCGGCCUUUGUACAAAGUAUCACAAACAACUUUAAUGUGUCAAAUUUAACUUUUAGCUCAGCAAGCAUCAAAGAAUUCUUUAUUAUAGCCUUUAUAGCUCAAGUCUGUGCAAGCAUGGAGAACAUUCAACGUUUCCUCCCAUGAGUGAUCGUUGCAAUAGUUUGCUCUGUGGAUUAAACACUGACUUGAGAUUGUUCCCAAAACCGUCAAGAGUCCCAGGUGUUUCUGACACUCUCAACCUUAUUUGCCUACACAGAUGUUUAAGCUUCCACCUUCUGUACACUUAUUGUGGCUCGGCAAAAUCCCCUUCGCCUCAUUCUCAACUGUACACUCUCAUCCAGAAUUGUGUGUGUGUGCACGUGUGGAUGUGUGUCUGUUACUGGCAUGCACAUUUGACUCCACUCUUUCAUAGCGGCAGUUUGGGGCAUUUAGGAGUUAUUGUGUAUCUACCGUAUAAGUGCUGUGGUAGCCAGUGAUGUGUGUGUGUGUGUGUGUGUGUGAGUGCAGCCAGCGGAGGUUAUGAAUGACCUACAGCUGGCCUCCCGAGACAGCUGACAACUGAAUUGGUAAUCGUUGAAAUAAAAUGCUGCAUGAUGCAUCAACACGCGCUCGGGCCUCUCCACAUCGCUUCAUCCAUAUCUUCGUCACGCAUCGGACCGCACUGGCGUGUGUCUCUAUGGCUUCGGUACAUAAUUACACCCAAUGCUGUAUUGAUACUAACUUUUUACAACUUGAUGUGAAAGAAGUAUGUUUUUCCUGAACCAACUGGGUGGCAUCAAGAUUCAUCCCCCAAUUCCAAUGAAGUUGGGACGUUGUGUUAAGCAUAAAUAAAAACAGAAUACAAUGAUUUGCAAAUCAUGUUCAACCUAUAUUUAAUUGAAUACACUACAAGGACAAGAUAUUUCAUGUUCAAACUGACAAAUUUCAUUGUUUUUAGCAAAUAAUCAUUAACUUCAUCAAACAUCUGUUUGGAACAUCCCACAGGUGAACAGGCUAAUUGGGAACAGGUGGGUGCCAUGAUUGGGUAGAAAAGGAGCUUCCCCGAAUUGCUCAGUCAGUCACAAGCAAAGAUGAAGCGAGGUUCACCUCUUUGUGAACAAGUGUGUGAGGAAAUAGUCCAACAGUUUAAGGGCAAUGGUCCUCAACGUACAAGCCCAAUUCCAAUGAAGUUGGGACGUUGUGGUAAACGUAAAUUAAAAACAGAAUAUAAUGAUUUGCAAAUCAUGUUCAACCUAUAUUUAAUUGAACACACUACAAAGACAAGACAUUUAAUGUUCAAACUGAUAAACUGACUUUACAAACUGACUAUUGUUUUUAGCAAAUAAUCAUUAACUUGGAAUUUUAUGGCUGCAACAUGUUCGAAAAAGCUGUGUUACAUCACCUUUUCUUUUAACAACAUUCAAUAAAUGUUUGGGAACUGUCUGGACUCCAGGCAGGCCAGUCUAGUACCCGCACUCUUUUACUACGAAGCCACGCUGUGGCCCACGACAAAAACGAGUUUGACACGCCUACGCUCGAUGGAGCCCGUCCCAUACCACACUUUGAGAAUCACUGCUCGAGGUUUUUGUUUGAGACACACCGUAAUUUCCCGUGUAUAAUGCGCACCCAUGUAUAAUACGCACCCCCAAAGUUGACCUCAAAAUUCUGGAAAACCCUUCUACCUAUGUAUAAUGCAUUUUUGCAAUGCAUGAAUUUGCUUCUACCCAUAUGAUCAAAACAUGAAGUAUUAUCUGUAUUUUGUUAGUUUUUUUCAAAGAAUUAUUCUGAAGUUAAGCACUUUAUUAGAACACAUACAACUUUCUUUUUAUUUAGUUGCUCUUAUUUUGAAAUUCACAGCCCUACUUUUUUUUAGUAAAUGAGAAAACACGCAGUUGUGCUCAUAUGUUUGAUUACCCAGACAGAAUUUGUAAGAUCGGUACAAUUCUUUAAGGAAAACAUGAAGGUCCAGGUUCAAGGUGAAACACAUUGAAUUUUAUUUUAAUGGGAUUCAAAUUAAACAUUCAAAUCAAGCAUUUCAGAAAAGCAUUGUCAUUAAACAAAACAUAACUAUAAAGAGGCGGCACGUUGGACGACUGGUUAGAGCGUCUGCCUCACAGUUCUGAGGACCGGGGUUCAAAAGGCCCCGUUUGCAUGUUCUCCCCGUGCCUGCGUGGGUUUUCCCCGGGCACUCCGGUUUCCUCCCACAUCCCAAAGACAUGCGUGGUAGGUUAAUUGACAGCUCUAAAUUGCCCAUAGGCGUGAAUGUGAGUGUGAAUGGUUGUUUGUUUGUAUGUGCCCUGCGAUUGGCUGGCAACCAGUUCAGGGUGUACCCCGCCUCUUGCCCGAUGAUAGCUGGGAUUGCCUCCAGCAUGCCCGCGACCCUAGUGAGGAGAAGCGGCUCAAAAAAUGGAUGGAUGGAUAACUAUAAAGAAAUUAAUGAUGGUUGUUGUUCAGUUAUCAGUCGUAUUUAAAAAAAAAAAAAAAUACAUAAAUUCACAAAUUCUGCCUGGGUAUGUAAGCUUAUGAGCACAAUUGUACAAAUAUGCAGUCAUAUGUACCCCUGUCACAUUGGAAUGAAAGUGUAGGCUACACCUUUUUCACCUCUGGGUGGCAUACUAGAAUGAAAGUGUACUAUUAUUACAAUGAAAGUGUACAGACUUUUCAUAACCUCUAGAUGGCGGCAUACAUUUAUAAAACGGGAAAGUCUUUUUCAUUUCCCCCUAUACCUAUGUAUAAUGCGCACUAUUGACUUCUGACAAUUUUUUUGUUGGGGGGAAAUUAUGCAUGAGAAAUUACGGUAAUUGUUUUUCACAUGUGACCCUCAAGCAGACCCCUGAUUGAUGCAUUUAAAAUUAUGGGGAAUAAAAAUCGUCAGUGGUAAACAACAAAAUAUUUGUGCGCCCCACCUUUGACAUCAAAGUUAAGCCACUGGCUCCAUGGUUAGGGGAUGGGAAGUUUUAACGGUAACCCCGUUUAACGUUAACAGCAGCGGGAAUCCAACGCCGUACUUCAGCAAUAUAUUUUGUAUUGCAUGAGGGCGGGCUGCGCAUGGCAAACAUUUGAUGAGAGUCAAUGGGAAAUGCGUUGAUGCGUCCUAAACCGGAGUUUGUGUCAUAAAAUGAGACAGUCAGAGAUAAAUGAAUCCAUUUUACUCAUCAUUAAAAAAAAUUAAAAAAAACGAAAUUCUGUGAUUUGUUUCUAGAUACAUUAAAUAUGUUUGAAGACAAGUGCUGAAAACGUGCAACGAGUGAGAACUAUAUUGUACUGAAUUGUUGAGCUAUGGUUUAAAAUUAUUUUUCACCUUCUUCUCUGAUUUUAUGGGCAGGGCUAAAAAAAAGUAUCAUCGUGACGUCACAAGUAUCCGACUCCCCCACUUUAUGAACACUAAGCGUCUUUAUUCCAUGUUGUGGCCAUUCGACGGAAUUGCACUUCUUUGAUCGUGAAUAACUACCAGUUCUACCAGUAUAGCGUGCAAUUGGCCCUGAAACUUGAAAAACGACAUAUUUCCCUGGAGUUUAAUGCGUUUUGUGUUAUUUAGACGAGAUCCCCCGCCCAAUUGCCAGCCCGAAUGCGGUUUGAGAAGCCUCCAGAGGUCCAAUAAAACUGUGUUACAGCCAUCAGCCUCACAGUUGCCCAACCGCAUGACGCGGGAGCAAGGAGGGAGGAAGAGGGAAAAAUGUAUCCAUGGGAACCGGUACGUGUCAUGCGAUGUGGCCGCAUAUGCGCCCCCUUAGGUGGCCACAGAAGAGCAUUGUGUCAUUAGCGUGAAUUGCUCACGUAUUCUGCCGAACAGUCUUCAUCGACCUUACCUCCCUGACAUUGCUGGCGUAAUGUAUCUCCUUUUACACAGCUUUAAAUUGUUCCAUCCAACGACCUUGGAUGGUGUUAUUAUUAUGUUUGUGUGUGUUAUGUUAAUUGUUAUCCUGUGUGGCUGUGCUGUUUUCCAUUGUAUGCUUGAUGGAGGCUGUGGUUGUUUCAAAUACACAAUGUGUAAUGUCACGAUGCGAGUUGGAUUGGACCCAAGAGACCCCAUGACAUGUAAUUCUCUUUCUUCUCUGGUUAGUUUGACAGUAAACUCCAACUGGUAGUGACAAUCAACAGCUUGAAGCCUCUUUUUUAAAGAAUAUUUGAUAAUUAUAUCAGCCAAAGAGCUGCUUGUUGUUGGAGUGAGUUGAGCCACAUGCCGCCACAUAGCACUCGUUUCUCAAGUUGGGGCUCGUAAGUCAAAGCAAAAACUCGGCCGAUCAACGGCUUGAAUCUCGAAAAACUAAAACAAACAACAACAAAAACUGUAGAUGUAAUUUGUAAUUUAUAUUAUAUUUUAUUUUCAUUUUCAUUGUUUCAUGGAUGUCCUUUUUCAAUGUGAAUUAGCAGCAGUGGAGGGGCACCCUAGUGCUCUCUAUUGAUGAGCCACCACUGCGAAUAUCUGCGAGCAAUGCCUGGAUCAGACUAAAAGACAGAUUUGCUCUUUCCCGAUGGCACUAUGUCAGACUCCUGCCAUAAAAUCUUGCUGUAUCUCGGUCGAACAGUGGCAACACUACACGACAUGUAUUCCGAGACCACUGCAUCUUUCACGAUCACGGGGCUUUAGCUUGUCAAAUCAAACACUGUCGGAGAGGCGGAACCAGAAAACGUGGGACCAGUCAACGCGACGUGACGUGCCAAUGUAUUAUUGUGUCAGGCGAAAAAAGAACAAAAUGUGGAAAAACGUGUGGUGGUCAUCACCGGUGCUCAGGAGAGGGUGUUCAUUCAAGGACUGCCUGAGGUAUGUUCACGUACUUUUAAUAUGAUACGGCUCGCAAGCAGGCAACAAAACAUUAUGUAGCCUAGCAAGCUAGUGCUAGCAUUAACGGUUGUAUCUAAACAAGCCGACGUUCUGUCGGAUCAUGCUCUAAAGGUUCAGUUAACUCUGUGCGUGAGUAAAUGUUAAUGGCGUGCAAGUAUGUUGACAAUGGCAAGCCCGGGAGGCGAAGUGAUGGUCAUAACACACAAUCCUAUUGGUCGACGUCGAGGUGCACUGUCGAAGAGUUUUCGUUGAUAUGUCACACUAUACGGAAGAUAUCCCAAAAAAUCAAACAUUCUAGACUUUUCCGUUUGGUGUCGUAGGGCUAUCGCAGGGCCAAAUCGUUGGUCGUGGAUUAUGUUACACUGCAAGAAAUUUUGCCAUUCCCAACAAAAUAUGUUGGGUCCGAUCUAGGAAAUCGGCUCCGAUAGCUCAUCGGUCCAGGAUUCUCCAUGAUUGACAUGGGCCCAGAAAGGUCCCUAAUACAGUUAUAAUACUGAUUUUAAAAAAUG